Molecule: messenger RNA, 3308 nt
Organism: Anopheles gambiae (African malaria mosquito)
Lineage: Eukaryota; Metazoa; Arthropoda; Insecta; Diptera; Culicidae
Product: mucin-2-like
Exons: 2
Coding region: 136-3183 (1015 amino acids)
Cellular component (GO): extracellular region
Molecular function (GO): chitin binding
Source: RefSeq, a predicted model, not a curated record
GCAUAGCGUUCGAUUGGGCGGUUAAAAGGCUAUAAAAGAUGAGCUACCAUUGCCACGGCUUCCAGUUAUUCGGUUUACGUUGAUCGUGCGCGAUUUGCCACAAACGGUGCUCUGUCCUUCUGUUAAAGUCUGUGUAUGAGUGCGUGUGUAGUUACAAAAAUGUGGAAGUGUGUCAUUGUGGCAUUCCUAGCAACGCUCGCGUUUGUGAGCGCACAGGAACCAGAUCCCCGGUGCCCGCUGGUGGAUAAUCCGCCCUUUCAUCUGCCGCACGAAACCGAUUGUGGCCUGUUCUACACCUGCUCCUAUGGCAAAAAAUACCUGAAAUCGUGCCCCGUGAACCAACACUUCGGAUUCCAACUGCAACGCUGCGACCAUCCUUACUACGCGCAGUGUACCCUUGGAUCGGGAACAACGGCUAUCCCCACUAUCCCGACCACAGUAUCGACGGCGUCUCCAACUACUGCUCCAACGCUACCGACUACCACAACACCACCUACCACCGUAUCUACUACUACGUCUGCCACUACCACUACGACAACUGCAUUCACUACUACUACUACUACUGCAGCGGCCACUACUGUACCGACGGCCCCAACACCCGGACCUACGGGAGUACCAACUACCGCACCAACUACCGCACCAACUACCGCACCUACGACAGCACCCAUCGACACCACUACUACAACGGCAGCCACUACCACCGUAUCGCCCACGACCGUGGAAGUUCCCACCGCUCCAACAUAUACCUCCACCGCUACCAUACCGACUGCCCCGAGCCCAAUUCCGACGGCCCCAACACCUAGUACAACCGUGGUCGGUAGCACGACCGUCGCGGGCAGCACGACCGCCGAUGCGACAGUACCUACCGUACCGACGGCCGGUCCGUCAGUACCUACCGUCCCCACGGCGGCCCCAGCACCCGUUGCGAUGCAUCCCCGCGUUCGAGCUCUGCGCACUAGCCAUGGAAUGGCGAACCAAUCAACGGAAGUGGAUUGCCGCGUUUCUGCUUCCUGUACAUGGUCAACCAACAAUGCGAGAUGUGUUGUAGAACCAUGCUCGUCAACUUGUCAUCUGUCAGCGUGUGCACAUGUAACGGACUACCGGGCGCGGGCCACGGCUACAAAAGCCUGCCACCGACAACAGGGCGCUACUAGUACUGGCCAGCGGAUCGAGCCGGAGCCAAUCAGCUUCACCAUGGUCUGCCCACGAUGGGUUGUGCGUGUGACGACGUGUUUGGUCGUGGUUGCGGCCUGCCUACUUCCAGCCCCCAGUGCCGCUCUCAGUGAUCCCUGCUCGCAGAGUACUACGCUAGCGCAUCCGACCGACUGUCGCAAGUAUCUGGAGUGUGUGGACGACAAGCUCGUGCUGCUGACCUGUGGCGUUCAGUAUUACAAUGCAUCCAUCGGUGGGUGUACGAACGAUCUACCAGCGAAUAGCUGCCGCCAGCGCAAGGAGGACUCGAUUGUCUCGCUCGACGAAACGUACCUCGGACGUGCCAUCGUCGAUCCGUGCGCAUCGUCCAAGCCAGGCCUCAAGCUGCCGCACCCGGAAAACUGUGGCCUGUUUUACCAAUGCACUCAGUCCGGCGCGGCCCUGUUCGCUUGUCCGGCCAAUCUACUGUUCCACGUGAAAAUGAGGGUUUGUGUUUGGCCGCAACAGGUGGAGUGUGCCCCGGGCGCUGAUUUACCGACCGGAACAACCGCCGGGCCGAACACCACGCCAGGACUGGACAAUGAUGGCAACAUUGUUCUACCCGAUGAGAUCUGUGAGCCGGGCUGCUUUCUCGAUCUGCGGUGCCCGGUAGACUGUGAUCCGAUCCUGCCACCGAAAGCCUUCCCCCAUCCGAGCCGUUGCGAUGCGUACUUUACGUGCAACACGUUCGGCUACUCCUGCAUCACCGAGUGUCCCGUGGGCAUGUGGUUUAGUAACGUUUUCCAGCGCUGUGUAACGCCCAACCUGUCCGACUGCACGCCGGUCGUGCCGCCCAUCUGUAAGGUGCCCGACUGUCGCCCGAACCCGGACUGUCCGGUGCCGGAUACGGUACCUCCGACGAAGUUGCCUCACCCAGAACGGGACGAUUGGUACUACAUUUGUCGCGAUGGAACGUCCUGCCAGAUGGCCUGCCCGCCCGGGCUAGUGUGGAGCCCCAUCUUCGAAGAGUGCACCUUUGAUCCGGACGAUACGGAAACUCCAACGCCCGAGCCAACGACCACUACGAUCGCUCCCGCUACGACCACUACUACGGCGGCUCCUGUUACUACGACAACUACUACGGCGGCUCCUGUUACUACGACAACUACCACGGUGGCUCCUGUUACUACGACAACUACCACGGUGGCUCCAGUUACUACCACCACUACAACGGCAGCUCCUGUCACCACGACGACCACCACAGUGGCUCCUGUAACUACCACCACUACCACGGCGGCGCCAAUCACCACCACGACCACGCAAAUCACCACCACCCCGGAGGUGGAUUGUCCGACCUGUCCGCCCUCGAACUGCUACCCGGACAACCGGUGCCCGAAGUGCGAAAAGUGUGACCCAACCUUCUUCCCGCACGACGACUGCGACAAGUUCUACAAGUGCAACUUUGGCCUCAUCUGCGAGAUGCGAUGCCCGCCCGGGCUGCACUUUAACGCGCGCGAAAACGUGUGUGACUGGCCGUCCCAGGCCGGAUGCGAGUAUCCACCCAUCAUCGAGGAUCCGCCGGAGAACGCCGCCUGCCAUCCGAACCCGCUCUGUCCGCCCGGCAACGGGGUGGAAACGUUCCUGCCCCAUCCGGACAACUGCACACUGUUCUACAAGUGUAGCUGGGGCAACGCCUGCCUGAAGGAGUGCCCGGACGGGCUGCACUGGAGCAAGGCGAAGCAGCGCUGCGAAUGGCCCAAUGUGGCCGGCUGCGACCCGAACAUACUGCCAGACGAUCCGAACUGUCCAACCUGCCCGUGCAUACCGUGCCGGUCGAAGCGGAACGCUUGCCAACCGUCCGAGCGCUGCCCGCCGGCCGGCAAACGCAGCUUCUCGCUGAGCUUCAGCCACGAGCUGCACUGCAACCAGUUCUACGAGUGCCUGUCCGGCCAGGCCUGCAUCCUCGAGUGCCCGAAGGGUCUCGAGUACAGUGGCGGUGAGGCACGCUGUGAUGUACCGAGCAAAGCUCAAUGUAGCCGUUGGUGGAAAUGAGGGAAGGUGAAGUUUUAAAGGGAAGAAGCUGGAAAUCUGAUCCCCAGUUGUGGCUACCACUUUACUUAGAAUAUUAUGCUAAUCUGAAUAUCGCAAAAUAAAGGAUUAAAAUCAAUAAAGCUAAA